Danaus chrysippus (African queen) is the source of this 648-nucleotide messenger RNA. Lineage: Eukaryota; Metazoa; Arthropoda; Insecta; Lepidoptera; Nymphalidae. The record is from the annotation of a GenBank genome assembly.
AUGAAGUCAUUCGUAUUACUGUUAAUUAGUGUCGCCGUAGUGGCAGCGAAGCCCACGGAUGAAGAUGUUGUCGGAUCUGUGAUCGGCGUCGUCAGGAGUUGUUCCGAGAAAGAUGUCUCUUUGUGUCUCAAGGAAAAAGCACUGAAAUACGCCGAAAACCUGUCAUCUGCUCGCGAAAUCAACCUGAUCGAUGGGAACCACGAGCGAGAGAGAGCCAAGUGGAGUCCAAGGCUAGUGGAUGCAGCAGCUGACUUCCUGGAAAACCACGUCAUCCAACUCAGGGUCCCAAAAGACACCGUCGACGAUGUUAAGAGAUCCCUUGAAGAAGGUCGUGGCAAGAAGAAGAAGCUGAAGCAGCUGAUCCCGAUCUUCGCUCUCCUGAACCUUAAGAUCCAAUCUCUCAUUCCACUCUUCCUUGGAAUCAUUGCCUUUGCUGCUGUCAAGGGUCUACUUCUCGCCAAGGCUGCUUUAUUGGCCUCCGCUCUUCUCCUGCUCAAGAAACUUCUUUCCAAGAACGACCACCAUGAAAGCUAUGAAGUCGUCGCUCAUCCUCAUCACGAGGAGCAUUACAGCCACGGCGGCGGCCACGGCGGCUGGGGCAGGUCCCAAGAUGCUCAGAAUCUAGCUUACAGCGCCUACUCCGACUAA